This is a messenger RNA of Austrofundulus limnaeus, 773 nucleotides long. RefSeq names its product proteasome 20S subunit beta 3 (gene psmb3). NCBI's taxonomy places the organism in Eukaryota, Metazoa, Chordata, Actinopteri, Cyprinodontiformes, Rivulidae. The transcript has 6 exons. Gene Ontology annotation, biological process: proteasome-mediated ubiquitin-dependent protein catabolic process. Bases 106 to 723 code for a protein of 205 amino acids. Gene Ontology annotation, cellular component: cytoplasm; proteasome core complex; proteasome core complex, beta-subunit complex. The record is from RefSeq and is a predicted model, not a curated record.
UGUUUCUAAAUCGUGUAGUCACUGUGAGAAGCUAACAGCUAAUCAUAAACAAAGAAGGAGUUUAUAUUUUAAAGCUAGGGAUAGGUUUACCACCACAUCUUCAAAAUGUCUAUUAUGUCGUAUAACGGCGGUGCCGUCAUGGCCAUGCGGGGGAAGAACUGCGUGGCGAUCGCUGCAGACCGGAGGUUCGGCAUUCAGGCCCAGAUGGUCACCACAGACUUCCAGAAGAUCUUCCCCAUGGGAGACAGGCUGUUCAUCGGGCUGGCUGGGCUGGCUACUGAUGUCCAGACAGUAUCCCAGAGGCUUAAAUUCAGACUGAACCUGUACGAGCUGAAGGAGGGGCGUCAGAUCAAACCCAAAACCUUCAUGAGCAUGGUGUCCAACCUGCUGUACGAGAGGAGGUUCGGGCCGUACUACAUYGAGCCGGUGAUCGCAGGACUGGACCCGAAAACCUUGGAGCCGUUCAUCUGCUCCCUGGACCUGAUCGGCUGCCCGAUGGUGACGGAGGACUUCGUCGUGAGCGGGACCUGUUCGGAGCAGAUGUAUGGCAUGUGCGAGUCUCUGUGGGAGCCCGACAUGGAACCAGAGGACCUGUUUGAGACCAUCUCACAGGCCAUGCUGAACGCCGUGGACCGGGACGCCGUCUCCGGUAUGGGCGUGGUCGUUCACGUGAUUGAGAAAGACAAGAUCACCACACGGACCCUGAAGGCCCGAAUGGACUAAAGCUUGGCCCAUUAGAGAUGUUUUGUAUAAAAAUAAAUACGAUUCCUGUU